Williopsis jadinii is the source of this 630-nucleotide messenger RNA. RefSeq names its product Mdm35p (gene MDM35). The record is from RefSeq and is a predicted model, not a curated record. Lineage: Eukaryota; Fungi; Ascomycota; Saccharomycetes; Phaffomycetales; Wickerhamomycetaceae. The coding region runs from base 274 to 540 and encodes 88 amino acids. The transcript is spliced from 3 exons.
UAAGAAUCUCGACUGGAGUGAUGACGACAAUUGACAGUCCAGCACCUCGGAUAUCAUAGCAAAUGGCCUUCUACUUGUAGUACUUCAUCUCAUCUCAUCUCAUCUCAUCGAGAGCACUGGCACGUGCGCCUACCAUAAAAUCUCAAUUCAGCCGCUGGAGAAAAUUAUCCACCAACAAAGCCGGGAAAAGCAAAUAGAACCGGUACUGUUAGUAGUUUGCCGUCUUGAAGGGUUCCAGGAUAACUGUGACUGGUGUUGAUAUUGUUCGAGAAUAUGGGUAACGUGAUGUCGUCCAGUUUUGCCCCAGAGUGUACCAACGCUAAGAAAGAAUACGAUGACUGUUUCAACAACUGGUACACCGAGAAGUUCUUGAAAGGGAAGAGCUUACACAACGAGUGUGAAGACUUAUGGCACGAUUACAAGGCGUGUGUUGAUCUUGCGUUAGCGAAACAGGGCAUCUUACCAAUGUUGGAGGAAGCCAGAGAAGAGGCGCCUUUUGAGAACGGAGGACUUCAACAGGAUUCUGAAGUGAAGAAGUAGGGAAGCGUCUCAGGGGUAUAGAGAUCUUGUAUAUAUCAAAAGUACGAAAUAAAAGAAUCUUGUGUGUAUAUUAUACAAUGUGUGCUAGGC